AUGUGCGAGUUUAACGACGAUGAGAUAUCAAAAGAUCCCAACCCUUUCAUCACCGUCCCUCCACCUUCAGGAUCUUCAGGACCCCAAACCUCCAUCACCGUCGACCUUACGCAAACGCCAGAUUCGGCCGAUGGUCGGAGACCAAAACGUACCACUGGCCAGAAACGUAAACGUGCCACUGUGACAGAAGAAGCAGAACAACUUGAGAAUAUUCCAUCGGUUAAGCAUGUUCAGGCUGAUCACGACUCUAUUCCGACUCCUUUUGAGACACCCUCGACUGUGGAUGCGCGCCAAGAUCCUGCCGUCGAUACUCCUGAUGUUGCACCACCAUCUCAACGCAGCAGUUCACCUCUUUCACCUCCACCAUGGCUUUCAGACAAACCACAGCCUUCAACUUCACAACGGCGGCCUUCGACUCCACCACGGUUCUCAAGUCCACCACUACAAAGGUCUUCCUGGUGGGUUGGACACGACCAAGACAUUCCCAGCCCGUCACAUGAGCCAGCAAAAGUUUCGCCCCGUAUGCUCGGCCUCCGAGAACUCGGAGAAGCCCUCAUGACCAGCCUGGAAAAAACUCACGAAAGAGAUCGUCACCAGUUGAUUCAGCUAGUGCUAGCUAGUUCUCAAGGCGAGGGAAGUUGCUCGACCGACAACUUAUGCCUACACCGCAGGCAACUAAUUGCUGCGAUGGAUGAGCCGUACCGGAUGAAGAUCAACUGGCCACAGAUUGCUACGGGCGAAGGAGCUGACCGACCUGUAGAGCUAUACCAUGUCAUUUGCUGGGAUGCAAUGAUAGACACAGAAGGACUCUUGCCAAAGAAGCUCUUCCCAAAGAUGGUCGAAAAUGAAAGUGGAGACUUCGAAAAGAUUGGGCUCAUGGCGAGACAGUGGCUGAAAUACUCGGGCAAUGUCUUUCCGGACAGAAUGAGCAAGAUUCUUGAGAGACUCAAGACUAUUGUGAAGCCUGGAGAAGAUAUCGCUGAAGUUUGGCGACUCAAAUGUAGGCGAGAACUGUGGCACCUUGCUAAGAUAUACUAA
Messenger RNA from Fusarium odoratissimum NRRL 54006, 1038 nucleotides. RefSeq lists its product as uncharacterized. The record is from RefSeq and is a predicted model, not a curated record. The transcript has 2 exons. Lineage: Eukaryota; Fungi; Ascomycota; Sordariomycetes; Hypocreales; Nectriaceae. The coding region runs from base 1 to 1038 and encodes 345 amino acids.